Molecule: messenger RNA, 1569 nt
Organism: Cutaneotrichosporon cavernicola
Lineage: Eukaryota; Fungi; Basidiomycota; Tremellomycetes; Trichosporonales; Trichosporonaceae
Exons: 2
Coding region: 1-1569 (522 amino acids)
Biological process (GO): transmembrane transport
Cellular component (GO): membrane
Molecular function (GO): transmembrane transporter activity
Source: RefSeq, a predicted model, not a curated record
AUGUCCGACACGGAAAAGAUCGGGACAGGCGUGCCCGAGAAGGACGUCUAUGUCGGCGAGACCAACGAGUACCUUCUGCAGCUGGAGAGCAUGCCUGCCGAGGAGCGAGCGGCGCUCGAGAAGACCAUGCUGCGCAAGAUUGACAUUCGCCUCCUCCCGUGGAUGACCCUCCUCUACCUCCUGUCGUUCUUGGACCGUAUUAACAUCGGUGCGGCCAAGCUCAACACGAUCGAGAAGGACCUCAACCUCACGGGCAACAUGUACAAUGUUGCGUCGCUCGUUUUCUUUGUUUCGUAUGUGGUCUUUGAGAUCCCCUCCAACCUCGUGCUCAAGAAGCUGCGCCCGUCGAUCUACAUCCCAGCCACCAUGGUCGUGUGGGCUCUCUUCCAGAUCUUCAUGGGCCUUGUCACCAACUACGGGCAGCUCGUUGCCCUCCGCUUCUGCCUCGGCAUGGCCGAGGCUGGUCUCUUCCCAGGCCUCAACUUUUACCUCACCGGCUGGUACCGCCGUGGUGAGCUCAACAAGCGUGUCUCGUUCUUCUUCGCCGGUGCUGUGCUCGCUGGUGCGUUCGGCGGCGCCCUCGGCUAUGGCUUUACCAAGAUGGACGGCAUCGGUGGCAAGGCUGGCUGGUCUUGGAUCUUCAUCAUGGAGGGCCUUCUCACCUUUGUCGCUGGUGUUGCAUCGUUCUGGAUGAUCCACGACUGGCCUGACCGCGCUCGCUUCCUCACUCCCCUCGAGCGCGAGUUUGUCCUCCUCCGUCUGCGCCAGGACACUGGCCUCGGUACGUCGGGCAACUUUUCGUGGAGCGUCGCCUUCUCUGCCCUCAAGGACUGGAAGACGCUCUGCUUCUCGCUCGCCUACGUUGGUGCGGCGCAGUGCAUCUACUCGCAGUCGCUGUUCGCGCCCUCGAUCGUGGCUGUUCUCGGAAAGUGGUCUCGCGCCCAGUCGCUCCUCAUGUCCGUGCCGCCCUACGUCCUCGCCUUCAUCACGACCAUGGUCACGGCUUACCUCUCCGACAAGUGGAUGAAGCGUGGCAUCUUUAACAUGUUCUGGUCGUCGCUCGCAUGUAUCGGCUACAUCAUCCUCCUCACCACGACGCCCAACACCAACGCAAAGAUCGGCGCGCAGUACUUUGCCGUCUUCCUCACCACCAUGAGCAUUGCGCCCCUCAUCUCGACCACCAUCUCAUGGUCUGGCGGCUCGUUCGGUAGCCACUACCGCAAGGCUGUUGCGAUGGGCAUGAUCUUCUCCGUUGGUAAUUCGGGAGGUAUCUGGGCGUCGCUCGUUUAUCGCAACCAGGACGCCAAGAAGCAGCCACCCUACCAGCCAGGCCACGGCACGGCCCUCGCGUUUGCGGCCAUGAACGGCAUCAUGUCGGCCAUCAUCUGGUUCGGCCUGCGCCGUGCCAACAGGCAGCGCGAGGAGAAGUAUGGACCCGCUCCUGAUGGGGCCGAGAACCACGAUAUCGAUGACCCAGAGUACCGCAAGCGCUGGGGCCUCGAGGACAUGAGCCGCGAAGAUAUUCUUGACCUCGGCGACCGUCACCCGGCGUUCCGCUUCAUUCUUUAA